Molecule: messenger RNA, 348 nt
Organism: Aspergillus tanneri
Lineage: Eukaryota; Fungi; Ascomycota; Eurotiomycetes; Eurotiales; Aspergillaceae
Exons: 1
Coding region: 1-348 (115 amino acids)
Source: RefSeq, a predicted model, not a curated record
AUGCAAUCAAUUAACCCGACCACUCGGGAGCUGCCAGUUUCCGAUUCUGGGAGCGAAGCGUCGAAAUGGUCCUUGCCUUUGUACGAGACAUUGCUACUCCCCCUGUACCAUAUGGACCAAGACCAGGAAGCAGGUCCUCUCAAUAUUCAACUCUUUCAGACUAAAAGGAAUACUGUGGCUAAAAAUAGCACUCAAAAUUCUUGUCCAGCCGUUCGUCGAUUUAACAUUGCGAAUGGCCUCAAUGCAGAGUUGGGAACCAUCGACGUUGGCGUUCUUCUACAGGCAUGGGACGACCAAGGAAUUGGAGGCCAGCUGGAUCAAUUUGAAAGCUAUGUUGCAGCCAGCUAG